This is a messenger RNA of Argentina anserina (silverweed cinquefoil), 1055 nucleotides long. RefSeq lists its product as uncharacterized. NCBI's taxonomy places the organism in Eukaryota, Viridiplantae, Streptophyta, Magnoliopsida, Rosales, Rosaceae. Gene Ontology annotation, molecular function: protein methyltransferase activity. Gene Ontology annotation, biological process: protein methylation. Gene Ontology annotation, cellular component: nucleus. The record is from RefSeq and is a predicted model, not a curated record.
CAACAAUGGAAGAAGAGUCAGAGGGGACAAGAGGGCAAUUAGAAGCAGAGGAGGUGAUGAGUGAAGUACACUUGGGUUGCCCACCUGGUUUCUCUGGCCCCCAUCUUUCCUACUUCACCAUCUCCAUCCCACCUGGUACCCCAUACGCUCCAAUGACGUUUCCCAAUUUGAAGAAGCAGCUACUUCAAACCGUCUGUUUUGACGAGGAUGGUUAUCUCAUUCUUCCUAGCCGCAAAACCAAAUUUUCUAAUCACAGCUAUAGUGUAACCGUCCAGCAUAGUAUCACAUCAACACUACCAAGUGUCGGUUUGCAGGUGUGGAGAGCAGAACUUGUCUUAUCUGAUUUUUUAUUGCAUAAGAUGUUUACAUCAUCCGAGCUUCAUGGAGUUGUGUCACUAGAACUCGGUGCUGGUACAGGGUUGGUGGGUAUACUGCUAGCACGUGUUGCUAAAACAGUGUUUAUAACAGACCGUGGGAAUGAGAUCCUUGACAACUAUGUUCAAAAUGUUGAGCUCAAUUCUGAACUCAUCAAUCAUGGAACUACAGUCUAUGUACGUGAACUCGAUUGGAUGAACCCAUGGCCAACAAGAUAUACCAUAGAAGAUUCCUCCUUUGAAACCAAAAGGUACUCUUGGACCUUUUUGGAAAUUGAAAUAGCAAAUGAAGCUUCUUUGCUUGUAGCUGCAGAUGUAAUCUACAGUGAUGACUUGACAGAUGCAUUUUUUAGCACUUUAGAGAGACUAAUGUCUAUUGGUUCCGAAAAGGUGUUAUUCUUAGCUUUGGAAAAACGAUACAACUUUAGUCUUCAUGAUCUUGAUGUUGUUACAAAUGGUUAUUUACAUUUCCGAAGUUAUCUGCAGUUGGAAGAAGAUUGUAAAGGCCUGAAAUGUGGUUCAAUGCCUUGCUUUGUGGGAAAGUGCAUAGACAUUACAGAGAUUCCGCAAUAUGUGAAAGGCUAUGUAAGAGGAAGUGCUGUUGAGAUUUGGGAAAUUAAGUAUAGCAAAAUAAAAUCCUAAAAUGUAAUCCCUGUGGAGUGAGCCUGGGUUUGAUGUAAA